This is a messenger RNA of Oreochromis niloticus (Nile tilapia), 1432 nucleotides long. Its product is annotated as transmembrane protein 272-like. The transcript has 5 exons. The record is from RefSeq and is a predicted model, not a curated record. Lineage: Eukaryota; Metazoa; Chordata; Actinopteri; Cichliformes; Cichlidae. Bases 116 to 595 code for a protein of 159 amino acids.
UUCAGACAAAAACAACACAUUCACGUAUGAACACGUUGCCAAGUUCUCGUGCAAACAUUCUUUUCUUGCCCUUCAAACAAGACACACAGGCAGGUUUCAUUUCUAACUAGUCACGAUGCCAGAGAGCGAUAGACCUCAAAACUCUUGGAUACCUCGAAUAAUAAGCUGUAGCUCUGUGAUUUUCUUCAUCGUGUUUAAUGUUCAAGCAAUAGUUGGAUGUGUGUACUUUAAUGACUGUCCAAGGGCGCCCUCCAUUCCCGUCUUUAUGGUUAUUUGUGGAUUCAUACCUGUCUUGUGGGGAUUGAGCCGGUUUUUGAACAGGUGCAAUAUUUUCUUCGACUGUCUGUUCUCCAUCCUCCAUUUUGCCUUCUUCAUCAUCGGUAGCAUAAUCGUCUACGCCAUCUAUGAACCCGACUACAACAAGAACGCUACAGAAACCGAUCGUUACUGCAACAAGACGCUCUACCUGUUUGCAUUUUGUUGCAUCACCCUGACCUACAUUCUGACAGGUGUUUAUGUUUUCACUUACUUUUUUGCUCGCUGCACCAACCAGAUGGUUAACGAUGAUGAGGAUCGGCCACUGCUGUGGAGCUAAUCAUAUGAAUGUGUGUGCGUUUGUGUGUUCCCCACCUCCUCUUAGACAAGUUGACCAAUACUGUUGAAACAGAUUAGAAUCGUGUCACAAUAAUAUCAACACUACACAUGGGGCACUACGAACUCUUUGUUUCAAACUACAUGCUACACACCACCAUGCCAAUCAGAUUACUUCUUCCAUGUGUGGGUAAAAAGGUGACCCUCCUGGAUAAGAUGGCAAAGGUUUGCUGCGUUUUGGUGAACAUGUGCCCCAGUGUGGUAGUAAAACCAGGGAAAAAUGCUCUUGUUAAAUACUCUUAAGUCUUGUGAUGUUUAUGUAGUGAUAAGAUUUCAAAAGAGACAGUAAAUUACAGAAUGCUAGUAGUGGGUGAUAUUAUUUAAAUGCUGUCAUGAUUUUCUGUAAACAUUUUGUCAUUUGUAAACUAUACAUGACGUUGAUUCUACAUUGUUACUGAUGUGAUGUUCUACAAAGUGGUUUUAAUUAAAAAAAAGGAAAAAAUUGAUUUGAUUCUUUAUUCAACUUUUUGAACAGUGGUACUUGGUAAGUACAUAUUCAGUAAAUGCAAAUUAUUUACAUGGCAAGUGAGGGGUCUGACAAAAUGCUUUUGCCAUUAUGUAAUCUGUAACUUCCACAUAGUAUGCUGAUCACUGUGAUUUUCAAUGAUUAAACUGUAAUGGAGACGAGCAAACAUAUUGGCAGAUCUGAGAAGGAAGAACCUGUGUUAUGAAAAUGAUUUUAAUCUUUUAUACAUGAUUGCAUUUGAGCUUAUUAAAGAGCUGUGGCUCCUGGUCAACUGAGGGUCAGAAGCUCUUGGCAGGCGUUAAGGAUCAGCCAAUA